AAACGGCUAAUCUUUAUUGCGCGGAGCAGAGUUGUUCAGCAGAGGAGUUUAAAUAAAGAAACGGAUCGUUUGAAUUAUUCAAGGAGAGCAGAACAUUCUGCCCCUCCAGACCAUCAGACAAAAUGAUGGAGCUACCCAACUACAGCAGCCAGCUGAUGCAGCAGCUGUGGGCGCUGAGGAAAGAAGGACACUUCUGUGACUGCACCAUCCUGGUGGGAGACAGCCCUCACCGCGCACAUAAACUGGUACUGGCCGCCUCCAGCAUGCUCUUCAGGUCUCUCCUGGAUGGCUCCGACACCAUCUCCAUCGACACGACCAUGGUUUCCUCGCAGGAGUUUGGCUGUCUGCUGGACAUGGUCUACACUGGCAAGCUGCCUCUCGGCAAACACAAUGUCAGCCGCAUUGUCGCCGCUGCAGACAGCCUGCAGAUGUUCGACGUGGCUGUCGGAUUCAAAAACGUCCUCACCAGCCUUGUGAACCAGCAACCUGCAGUCCCAGUCCUUUCUACACAGACUCCGAGUCUCACAGUGAUCAACAAAGCACAGAGUACAAACCCUGAAGGUUCAGUUUCACCAAACAGGGACAACUUGACUUCAGACAAAAUGGAGCUUAAGCCUGAGCUGGAGAAGGAAGACAGUCAAAAUGGGUGUAAAGACGCAGAGGAACCAGCAUGUAAAAGAACCUGUGUGGAGCUCUCUCAGUCCUCAGAGCCUGAAGAGUCCCAAUCCUCAGAGAGGGUAGUGGAAGAGAACAAUACAACGGCAGCCGAGGUAUCGAAUGGGCCUGUGUCAGCGGCUGGUCUUCUGGAACAUUCCUCUCAGCUUGUGGAGCUCCUCGCCAACAUGUCAUCUGUCCUGGAGCUGUUGAGCCAGGCAGCACAGAAACACCUGGAUGAACAGGAGAGACAGAUUGUGUGUCAGUGCUGUGAGGAGGCAGAUCCUAGCUCAGCACUGAAGAACCUGAUGAGCAGAGUGAAGGAGGGGCAGCUCAGCGAGGAAGCACUUCUCAAUCUGCUCCGGACUGUUGAACAGAAAGCUCCUAACUCCUUCCCUACACCACUGCUCUCUUUGGUGGAAGAGGUGGAGAAGAACACACAGGAGCCAGAAAGAGACCAAACUGAAGUUGACUCAGAAAAGCAGGACAGUAGCGGAAGUGAAGAAAAGCAGGAGGAAGAGGAAGAGGAAGAAACCAUUAAGGAGGAGACUGAAGAGGACGACAAAGUCAAAACUGCUACGACAGACUCUUCCUCCCCUUCCAAGCCUUACUCCUGUCGCUGGUGUAAGAGGGGUUUUGCCUACAAGUGUCGAAUGCUGGCCCACAUAAAGCGCUGCCCCAUGUCCCAGGAGUGUGAGCAGCAGUGCCCGGAGUGCCCGGAGAAGCUGGCCAACCAGCGAGCCCUGCAGCGGCAUCGGGCCGAGGCUCACCGCAACACCACGCGAGUGAAGAAGAAGGUGGCCUGUGACCUCUGUGGGCGAACCUUUGCUCACCCAUCAGGCAUGAUUUACCACAAGCGCACAGAGCACUUUGAAGAGAAACCGUUUGCUUGCGAGGACUGUGGCGCAAAGUUCGGCGCCAACUCGUCUCUGAAGAACCACAUGAGGCUGCACACGGGAGAGAAACCUUACCACUGCAAACACUGCGACAUGAGCUUCAGCGUGGCCGCUGCGCUUGCAUACCACACCAAGAAGAAACACUCUGAGGGAAAGAUGUAUGUGUGUCAGUAUUGUAAGGCCGUCUUCGCCCAGUCCAUUGAACUGACCCGUCACGUGCGAACACACACUGGUGAUCGGCCUUAUGUGUGCCGAGAAUGUGGCAAAGGUUACAGCCAAGCCAGCGGACUCACCGUCCACCUGCACACCUUCCACAAUUUGUCGGAGCCUCAUGACUGUCAGAAGUGUUGUCUCAGCUUCGCCUCGUUGGAGGAGCAUCGCCAGCACAUCCAGGAGUUUCACCCAAAAGAGUUCCACAAAUGUCCCACCUGUAAUAAGGUGUUCACCAGCGCCGCCCUGCUGGAAAAACACAAGGGCACACACACUGGAAGCAAGCCCUUCAGCUGCGACCUCUGCAACAAAUCUUACCAGCAACUGUCAGGCUUGUGGUACCACAACAGAACCAACCACCCUGAUGUGUUUGCUAACCACACACGGCAGCUCAAGACCCUGGUUCAGUGUGACGUCUGCUUUAAGUUCUUUCCCAGCGCUGCCACUGUGGCCAAACACCAGGCUGCUGAGCACCAAGGCUCAGCAGCGUCCGCGUUGCAUUGUCCGUACUGCCCGGCUGUGCUGGGUGGGGAGGAGGAGAUGCAGGAGCACGUCAGCAGCCAGCACGUCAGCCAGAGCAGUGAGGGGUUCAGCUGCCCCCUCUGCUCCCUGGUCUGCUCCUCCCAGCUGGAGCUGCAGGAGCACCUGCUCGCCUGCCACGUGGAUGCCCAGGAGGAGCAGGAGGUCAGAGAGGAGCAGGCCUCCACCUCCCACACAGUGAUUGCAGCAGAUCCAACAGGCAGUGAGGAGGCGGAGUCAGUGAUCUCUGAGGAGCAGGCACAGCUGGCAGCUGCCCAGCAGGUGUUUGUGGCUCUGUCAGGUGGACGAGAGGGUGUAUCAUCAGCGGAGGUGGUGGAGGUCAACAUGUAUGACCUUCUGAACAGCUCAGUCACCUUCAUCUGUGAGGACAAACCUCCAGGUCCUGACUCCUAACCACAAACUUUGAACCCUUGACGAUCACUCUAGACACUGAGCAGUUUUACUGUCUCCUUUGAUCAUGGACACAGCUACAACACAGGCUAAACUGACAUCAUCCACAAGCUAAGGACUUUUUGUGGUGUGGGUUCAUAUUUAGUCACCAAAAUCUUUUCUGUGGUAGAGCUGUUUUGAUGUUUUAAUUAAAUGUGGUGAUAAAAUGUGUUUCAUUUUAGUUUAUAUGCAGAAACCCAGGUUGGUCUGUAAGGGUCGUGCCCAAAGAGCACAGGAAGUUGCUGACCUCCCUCAGGCUGCCUCGUCUAUCUCUCCUUCAGUUACUAUACUUACCACACAAUGACCCCCUGGAUACAGACUGUGCACAUUCAAUUGAAGGUGAUGGUUUGGAGUGUGAAAGUUCUUGACCUUGGAAAAAAGUUGUCAUGGACAAAAUGUUUACCAGCUUUUUGUUGAGCUUUUAUCCGAAAUUCUGCAAAGUGUUCACUGAGUAAGACAAUGAACACACGUUCAAAGUGAUGGUUUGAAAGUGUGUUCAUUGAAGGAUAAGGUUUGCUGCAUUCUGUAUUUCUCAUAUAGUCAACAAAUCGGGUGUUUAGUGCUGCCGGAGCACACCAAAACGACGCUUCACCAUUGUUUGGCACCCUAUCCCUCCCUACUCCUCUCACUCAAUACUGGACUAGUUUCAAAAAUUGUUGUACCUAUUAGUCACUUAGAUACAGACAUGUGGGAAAACAGGGUCCAGGUUGAAAAAUACCAACGUUACCCUUGAAAAGUUGCUGGCACUAGCCUUUGAGCAGCACACUGAAUUAAAUUAUGUUUCUCAGUCUUUAAUUGGCAACUAUUAACCAGUUAAGACAAAAAGGCAACAAAACAUCCUUUCAUUUUAUAGUUAUAGAUGACUUAUGUAUAUGAACUUGCCAGUACAGGAACAGGUUACAUAACCUUCGAAACGAGCUACAACUUUGUCUUGCAUGUGCACACAUGUCAUAGGUGUGCUAUGGUAUUUAAACAAAUAGCACUGCGCCCCUGCAACAAAUCCCAUGAAAAGACCAACAAAGUGUCUGUAUCUCUGACUUCACAAACAGCAGGAAACAGUUAAUUUGUCAGUGACUAUUUCCAGCUGUGGAUUUAUCCACAUUUGCUACUCGAAUAGUGCAGUGUUUCUCAAAUGGGGUUUGCACACCCUAGGGGUACUUUGGAGAAUGUUUUGUUUUUAAAUGUUUAUUUAAAAAAUAUCAGUCAUGCAUAAUUCCUAAAAUAAUAUCACUACAUUGUAAGUGCAACUUAUCAAAAAAAUGCAGUUUAAUGCAACAACAAUGCUGUCUUAGUGUAACUGCAUGAUGACAAUAACCUGCUUUGCUAUGAAUGUAAGUGACAGAUUUGAGCUGAGGUAUUUCAGUGUUUUUCACUUACAAGGUUGUUGUUUAGUAAAUCAGAUGCUGAUGGCACAGCCCUGUGUUGUACCUCUUCAUAUAGGCUUUUUUUUCCUACCAAAAAUGUUUAGCACUGGUCACUUAAAAAAAUAUAUUUUAAGGGGGGUACAUUACUGAAAAAAAUUCAACAAUCACUGUUCUACUGAGUAUUUUUGUGCAACAAGGCAGUGUAUGUGGGACUGAGUCAAAAUAAACGACAGUGUGCGUGUUCAUGGUAA
Epinephelus lanceolatus (giant grouper) is the source of this 4344-nucleotide messenger RNA. It is a transcript of the gene zbtb40, whose product is annotated as zinc finger and BTB domain containing 40. Lineage: Eukaryota; Metazoa; Chordata; Actinopteri; Perciformes; Serranidae. Gene Ontology annotation, molecular function: protein binding; RNA polymerase II cis-regulatory region sequence-specific DNA binding; DNA-binding transcription factor activity, RNA polymerase II-specific. The record is from RefSeq and is a predicted model, not a curated record. Gene Ontology annotation, cellular component: nucleus. Gene Ontology annotation, biological process: regulation of transcription by RNA polymerase II.